GUAUUGUCCUUACAAACCAUUUCAUGUAGUAAUUGAGUUUUGAAAAUUGAACACAAUGAUGCUUGUACUGUUGAUUUGUUUCUUUGUCGGACAGUCUCUUGCCGCUACAACAAUGGCACCACAUAGUACUAAGCAUCAUCAUCACCAUGGAACACGUCCAACACACGAACCUGUAGUGGUAGAGGCCUUUGGUUUCAAAUAUGAUCCUCAUUCUCAUAUUAUGGCCGCCAUGACACAUCAUAAAUGUUAUCUUUACACCAUGGCUGGCACAGAGUCAGCUGAUGUACAUACAACUCACGGUCUUCAUUUACUUGAGACGAAACUUAUUACCAUGGUAGACGACACAACUAUGACAUACAGUACCAUGUCACAUGAUGAACUGACCGCUAUCAGUAAAUUGUUAGCCCAUACUUGUAACAAGGCUGGAUGGACCACAUACAAACUUAAUUAAAUUUAACUCUACAUCGUUUAUAAA
Mytilus californianus (California mussel) is the source of this 475-nucleotide messenger RNA. RefSeq lists its product as uncharacterized. The record is from RefSeq and is a predicted model, not a curated record. Lineage: Eukaryota; Metazoa; Mollusca; Bivalvia; Mytilida; Mytilidae. The transcript has 4 exons. The coding region runs from base 56 to 451 and encodes 131 amino acids.